AUGGCCCCUAUAGCCCCUAUCACCCCCCCAGCGCUGAAUCACUUGGUCAUCUUCAAUCCAUCCCUGAAGCCCCCAAAGCCAGAAGUAACCCAGGAAGACGGGGAGCGAGACAGAGACCUAGAGGAUGAUCUCGCUCAAGCGGCGCAGAUCCUCUUCUACACGUCCCAUGCCGAGCGCGAUGUCAGCAGAGACGUCAUGCUUCGGCAGGUCGGGCUCGUCAAGGGCUUGAUGUCAUUUACUGAUAUGGUCGCCCCGGGGGAUGACCCGGGGUACUGGUCCGUGCAUUCGCAACGAGCGAGGAUGGUCGUCUACUCGCCAGAACAAGACUUUUUCAUCUACGCUAAUGUCGCGCUAUCCACAAUCCCGCCGGACCCCGUCAAGGGCGGUAAAGGCGAACCAAGCGCGAACGCCCAGGGUCUAUCAGACCAAAUGCUCAUAGACUGCCUACGGAGAGGAUAUGAUGACUUCAAACUACUGCAUGGUCCGCUACCCCAUCUCCUAUCGUCUCCAAACCUCACCGCGACGCUAGACCGCUUCUGGACCCGCUUCGCCCUCCAACUGGAAAGUACCGUCCUCACGCCCCAUCCCGACCCUCUGGGCCUCACCACAUGGUUUGGGGGCUAUCCCUCCUCAUCGGCAGAUAUAGAGCUCGCCACUACUCGGGCUGUCGACGUCUUUCGAGAAGACACGGCUCUCGGCGAUACCCAUAUCGGUAUCGUAGGGAAAGACGGGCCAAUAUCGCUUCCAUCCGCGAAUAUGGCUUUGAAGCGGUACCUCGUCAAUCUCGUCAGGGCAUCAUUACCUCAGGAGCCUAUCCGACAGAAAGAGCUCCAUAUCCCCGGUGGACAGGAGGACCAAGCUCGGAAGUCAAGCUGGACGGGAUGGGUACCGACCAUGGCGGGGUUGCCCGGGCUGUCCAGGUCCGGGACACCUACUGGGCGAGGCCAUCAUGUUGAGCCAAGAGCGGGCGGGACGAAGGCUGGGAAGGCGUCGAGAUGGCAUGGGCUGGGUCUGGGUGGUCUGGGCGAGUCGCUCGGAAGCGUCGGACAGGCGUUCAGUUUGGGCGGAAGCAGAGCAGGCAGCGGUGUUGCACCGGUGGAGCGCAGAUCUGCGGAAUCGCUAGCCGAUCCGGUGGACGAUACAGCAGCACCAAGCGGACCGAAACACCUAAAGCGGACCUCCAUCUCCUCGGUGGUCCAGACGGCCGUCUCCCUGCCGGAUCUGGAAGCUGCUCAAGCUGAGCCAGAGCUGGAACUGGUGUGGGAUGAGAAGAUGGUCUGGAUAAAGGAAGGCGAAGAAUACGAGGAGAGGUGCCUGAGAUGGAUCAUUCGAGAUAGCUUCCUCCUCUACAUAAUGCUUGGUUCCGAUUCGGUCUCCCAGCCGUCCACCUCAUCCACCCUAUCCCUCUUCUCCAAGCUCUCUUCGAUCUUCUCUACCGAAGAUGAAGCGCAAUCCCGUCCGUCCUCACUGGCCAACUCUGCCAUUUUCUCUGACGGCAUCUCGACCACCUUGACGGGUCCGGGUCUCGACCCAGCGUCGGCAUUGUCGCUCGCUGAGCUCAAGCACUUCCUAGAAUGUGAUUCGGGCGUGUCAGAGGUAUUUGCGCGAACGGCAGCUUCAAGGUUCGUCGCUGCGAAGCAAGACGAAGACGGGGAGACGUACAUGCUCGUCGGGAAGAGGGAUGCCAGUCUCGUCGAUGCGGAUCACGCCAUCAAAGCCUUCGAGCGCGCCAGACAAACAGCAUGA
Molecule: messenger RNA, 1746 nt
Organism: Dioszegia hungarica
Lineage: Eukaryota; Fungi; Basidiomycota; Tremellomycetes; Tremellales; Bulleribasidiaceae
Exons: 7
Coding region: 1-1746 (581 amino acids)
Biological process (GO): vesicle-mediated transport
Cellular component (GO): Mon1-Ccz1 complex; intracellular membrane-bounded organelle
Source: RefSeq, a predicted model, not a curated record